Messenger RNA from Callorhinchus milii (elephant shark), 3639 nucleotides. RefSeq names its product ETAA1 activator of ATR kinase a (gene etaa1a). NCBI's taxonomy places the organism in Eukaryota, Metazoa, Chordata, Chondrichthyes, Chimaeriformes, Callorhinchidae. The record is from RefSeq and is a predicted model, not a curated record. The coding region runs from base 10 to 2805 and encodes 931 amino acids. The transcript has 6 exons.
GUGACGGGGAUGUGGGGCCGGAGACCGAGCCCGAAGCCGCCCCGGGAGCGGGAGCAGGAGGAGGGGGAGGGGGAGCGGAGCAGCUGCACUCCCCGGGGCAGGGCCGGGAGGCUGCGCCGAGGCCCCAGGCCGCCGGCGGCGGAGGCGGGUGACCGGACUGAGGAAGUAUUGUCUCAAAAAACUCCACAAAGAAGAUCACAGUAUCGACAUGAUUCCCCUUGCAAUGAUUCACAGCAACAGCAAGAGAUAUAUUGGGAUCAGCAUUCUCCAACCACGUUUAAAUUAGGCAAUGGAAAGAAGACAUCUGCAGCAUGUCAACACGAGGUGAAAAUAUCGGAUGUUGUAAAACGCAUUGCUCCGCAGCAAUCGAAUUCCACGGUACCGAUGAAUAUAUGGCUUGGGGAGGAUGCAAUGCAGCAUUCCCCUUCUGGUCCAUUUCGAUCAAGGCCCAAAAUAAACCAUUCAAGGUGGCAGAGAAGUACAGAGGAAGAGCUGAUGAAGCUGGCGAAAGAAUUUGACCGAAAUCUAGUGGAACAAGAUGUUAGUCACGAAGAGAACACGAUCGAGAUCAAUCAACGUUUGGUGUGUGGUGAAUCAGAACAAAUAACAUGGCCCCAGAACUGUGUCAUUUUGUUGUCAUCGGAUCCAGUAACUGGGUCUAAUACAGGCAACGCUGCUCCCACAGUCGAGCUCCACAGACAAAACUUCAGCCAUCCACCACUGAAUGAAGAAGCCGAGGCUGCCGUCAACGCUUUGUUUGAUGGACCCACUCAACACAUCAGUGGGCCAUUGAGUCAGUGCUGCUCGGGGGAUGCAAUGAGUCAAAGAGUCGGGGAAGGCAGUCAUCCUACCAAAGCUCUCACCAAGUCAGUGCAUACCAACAGAGAUGUCUCUUCACAGGUCAAUAAGUGUAGCAAAGGUAGCCAUGUGAAAGAACCUUUAGAUCAGUGUUUGUCUCUGAAGAAUGCAGGCUUGCUCUCUGAACAAAACAGCAGAGCCCAAGCUGUAGCAUCACUUGACUUUGAUCAGAGUAAGUGUCUCCUCGCUGGCAGAUCGACCGUCUCGGAAAACGGCCAAGGGACGCCUUGUGAGACCGGGACCGAAAGCUGCCCUAUCGGCCUGCGAGAGGACAGCAGCGUUGAGUCCCAAACCGGAGCGGGAAUGGUGUCUUGCCAGACUGCAACAGCUCCAACAAACGACGAGGGGUUUGACGACUGGGACAGCGACGACUGGAUGGACGAUGACUGUUUCAGCAUGGAAAUUACCCAAAACCCAGAGCUUAUCGUCAGCCCGAAGGAUAUCCCGAAGCUGCCAGAUUGUAGCACAGACACUGCCAACCAAAGCGAGGGCAGAGAGGCUAAAGAUAUAAGCAAGCCGGGAGUUCCCUCCAGGAGUAUGGCGCUUCCGUCGCAUUUUCAGAGUCCAACCGGUAAGUUGAAAGACACCAAAACGGUUGCCAAGGUUUUGCUAUACGGGAGGGGGUCUGAAAGACCAAAGCCCAGGGCGACUUUUAUGUUACAAAGCAGAUCCAGCAAUAGAGUUACUCCAGGUGGUUCUGACAAAGAAAGUAAAGUGCCCGUAAAAGGCGAAGAGAAUCGAUCGCAGGAGCUUCCGAAACCCUAUCAAGUCGCCCCCUCGCUCCAUGCCUUUCAGACGUUCCCUUGUACAAAGCCGAGGUUGGGGAAUGGUGGCCAGCAGGGCAGCGGAGAGACAUUCUCCCAUUGCCCAAAGCCCGCCCUGGCUCCCGGCCUGAAACCCAAGCAAGAGGAGGCCAUCGCUCAGCGGACGCUCGUCACGCAGAGAACGAUUGACCCACCAAAGCAAAGCACAGCGACGACGACGACGACAACUCUGCCUCCGGUGGAUGACUGGAAUGAUUCAGAGUUUUCGGACGAGGUGCUGGACAUGCUGUCCCAAUCUGACCGGCUCUGUGAGCUGGAGGAGGAGGAGGACGACGAGGACCUGUACAGGGUGUGCGAUGACGUAGAAAGGUUGAUGGAAAACCAGAACGCCGGGCUGGCUACAGCCGAGGAAAAGCCAGGGCCUAAAGCAACCGCUCAUUGCCCUUUGCCCACAGCCAUGCGGAUUAGCCCCUUAUCCAAAUGGCCGGAUCCAUCGCUCAAACCAUUGAACGGAGAUCGAGCUGCCUCCAAGCCAGGAAGCCAAGGCUGUUCGAGGGGGCAGCCUGUUGCGCACACCAAUCCUCUGAGAAACCCCCCCAACACGUUGCCUUUCGCAACCACCUUCCACACAGCAGCCCAUCACUCGAGGGCUUCCAGCGGCCUCCAGAGCAAAACAUCGGGACAUGCCACCAACUGGAGCAGGUCCCUUUCCAUGUCUGCUCUGAACUCCAGCUCCGGGAACCAUCCCGAAUUGAUCCCAGCUCCGAACAACCCCCGAGGCCCGGGGGCGUUCAAGUCCUCUGUUGUUACGAAUCGCGCAGCGACGAACUCCCAGGCUGCGUCUGCCGCAAACGGAAAGCCGAGCUCCUCCAAAUAUUCUUUCUCCAGGAUUACGAGUUGCUCUGGCAACGGUGCUCUGGGGAGCCAUGUGACAAGCAGCAGGAAGACUUUUGGCACCGCAGGUCGCUCUAGUCUUCAAGCAAACGUGCCGAGUACAGCAGUGCAGCAUCACCGAGGCUUGCCUUUGAAGAGACUUCAUUCCGACUCUGCUAUACAGACCAAAGUUGUGAAGACCCCACCGAAACCAGUGACAAAGUGCUCACAGGCGGAGAUUGAACGGAAAAAGCUGGAAGCCUUAGCACGGAGAAGGCUAAAACUGCAAGCCAUUUCUCCCAAUAUGUGACUUUGCAGAUGUAAGAGAACAAUUGCUCUCUGUGAGAAUGUCAUGUACUCCUCAAGUUAGAGCAGAGCUUGAUUUAAGAAGUGCACUUUUUUUUAAAUUUAUAACGAGAUUGUCUUGAUUUUGUGAUUUGUUUUCUCUGUGAGAAAUCUGGCUGGAGAAUCGUGUUGUUGACUAGUUGGCAGAUGAAGACCUAAUUUUGCUUUGCUAAAAAGAAAAUGUUACAUUAUUUUUUCCACUGACAUAGUGGCCUAAGACAGUCUUAAAACAUUUGCACCAUUCCACAUCAAGCAUUUGCAGAAACUGAGCAGUAAACAAUGACUAUUCGUUUAGCAUUGGCACCCUCGGACAACCCUCUCUGAAGUCCCAAACCCUACGUGAAGAGCUGUUUUGUCCCUGGUUUAUUUCUUGCUUUUUUCAUUAAUUUGUGGCAUUCCAAACCUGUCAUAAAGUAUUAUUCAGUCACCACACACGGGAUCGAAUUUGCUUGUCGUUUCAAUCGCACAUCGAUCUGUUUGGAUCUUGGAUUCGGCUUUCGGAAUUCUGCCUUCCUCUCUCCCCCCCCUCUCCUUUUAGAAAGUUUUUGUGCUUCGUCUCUCGCAAGUUGAACUAAAACCCAGUGUAAGUCCAAAUUUACUCUCGGUUCAUUGUUGCCUGAUACUGUAACGUCUUCACAAAAGGGAAUUUUAUUUUUAUUUUUCGGAUUUCAUGUGGAAAGCAUUCUUGCUGGCCCCUCAGUUGUAGCUCAAGAAGGCAGUCGCUAAUCUCAAAUGUACCAGUAAUCUCAAACUUGCAAGCGAGAGUUUCUGGGUGGGGUGAAACCUUAGGCAGGUUUCC